GCGCAUGUCCUUAAUCCAGCCACCCAAAGGUUUCGUACUUCAGUAGAGUGUUUUCAACCUAGACGAAUUAUUAUGAUAAUCACAUUUAAAAUGUAGACAGUAAAGACUAAACUAUGAUUGGUAAAUACUGAAAAUUUUGUGAUCAAUAGUAAGCCAGUGUACCAGGAUAUUUGUUAGGAUGGCGUUAUUCAUUGGGUGACGUGUAAAUGGUCGGAGGAGAUAAAUCAACGUGACUAUGCUGGCGACUUCGUUUACACUAUCGCUUGUGGUGGCAACAGCGUAUACUUGCUAUUUAUUUCCUAGUGACGUGCCGGAUCCCUGUCGAGGAGUUGCGUGCGGUCCUGGAGAGCAGUGUAGACCCUCUUCAGAUGGAAAAUCUUACAAAUGCGAGUGUCCAUCUUCAUGUCCGAGUUAUGGAGAUCACGAAGGUUCUCGGCCUCUUUGCGCCAGCGACGCGCGGGACUAUCCAGGAAUUUGUGAAAUGCGACGGGCUGCCUGCGAAACAAACACGAAUAUAACUUUCAAGUAUUAUGGAAAAUGCGAUCCUUGUGCGGGUGUAACCUGUCCGGAUCCAGAAGUUUGUCAAUUGGAUGACAGACGCCAGCCUUUAUGUCGUUGUGCGGAACCGUGUUCACUCGAGUUCUCUCCUGUUUGCGCUUCCGAUGGAAAGACUUAUUCAAACGAAUGUCAAAUGCACAGGGAAUCGUGUCGUGCAAGAAAACAAUUAAAAAUUAUAUUUAAAGGACAGUGUAGUUCUGGCGUUAAUCCCUGUGCAGAAGUAGAGUGUCGUCACGGGGCAGAGUGUCGCGUGGAAGGAAGCGGCGCGGUGUGCGCGUGCCCGCCGCCGUGCGAGCCGGUCCUGCGACCAGUGUGUGGGUCGGAUGCGCGCACCCAUGACAGCGAGUGCGAGUUGAGACGAGUGGCAUGUCUUUUGGGGAGAGAAUUGAAGGUUGUUCACGCCGGUGCUUGUGGAUCUAAUGGAGUGUGCGCUGGGCGCGUGUGUCCGCACGGAGGCGAGUGCGUGUCUACGGGCGGACGGGGCGUUUGUCGCUGUCCGCGGUGUUCUAACGAGUUCGCCCCAGUGUGCGGUUCUGAUGGCAUAUCUUACGGCAAUCGUUGUAAGCUGCAACUUGAGGCCUGUCGGCAUCGCCGGCACGUACAAGUGCUGUACGACGGACCCUGCAACGGAUGUGAAAAUAAGAAAUGUGAGUAUUAUGCAGUCUGUGAAAGUGACGGGGUUUCUGAAGCAAGUUGUGUUUGCCCUAAGCACUGUGAAGAUGGAACUGAAACUGAAGAGAUUUGCGGAAACGAUAAUCAAACUUAUAGUAGUGUUUGUGCCCUUCGAGACGUAGCUUGUCGGGAGAAGAAACGACUUCACCUCAAGCAUAUGGGUUCUUGUGAAUCUUGCGGUGGCGUUCAAUGCCCCAACGGCAUGUGGUGCUCACGGGGCAAGUGCACGUGCGCGACCACGUGUGCCGAUGCGCCGCGAGAGCCCGUCUGCGCCGACUCACACCGCACCUUCCCCAACGAGUGCUCACUGCACAGGGUCGCCUGUGAAGCGCGCAUGCGCGGCGACGCGGUCCCACAAGUGGCCUACUAUGGCGAGUGCACGGAUUCCCACGAUGGCAACCUCACUGCAGGCGAAUCGGGCAAACUCUUAGACAACGGUAACGAUAUUCGGGUGCUGGACGAGAUGGAGAGCUCCAGCGCCGCCACGGGGACGGCCGUGUGUGCGCGCGUGCAGUGCGCGUACGACGCCACGUGCGCCGUGGACGCGAGUGGACAACCGCGCUGUGCGUGUCUCUUCGACUGCGCGGCCGCCGCGGCGGCUGCGUCUGCGCCCGUGUGUGCGUCUGACAUGCGCAUGUAUCCUACGCUCUGCCACAUGAAAUUGGAAUCGUGUCGUCGGCAAGAAGACUUGAGGCUCCGACCUCUAGCUUUGUGUAGAGGACUGGAGUUUCGGCCCUGUGGAGACGACGAGCCUCUCACGGACGCCGAGGGUCGUCCAAUGGACUGCGGUGGGGGUCCACAUCGUAAAGACUGUCCGAUUGGCAGCUAUUGUCAUCACACCGCUAAAGCUGCACGUUGCUGCAGAAAAGAUAAAUCGAUUGUAGAAAAAAAAGAUUGUCAAGAAUCUUGGUAUGGUUGUUGUGGAGAUGGUGUUACGCCGGCACGAGGUCCAGGGGGAGCCGGUUGUCCCUCACAGUGUGGGUGUCACAGGCUUGGAUCAGUGGUAGAGCAGUGCGACGAGAGUGGACAAUGUCAGUGCAGGCCUGGCGUGGGUGGCCAGAAGUGUGAUCGGUGUGAACCGGGAUACUGGGGCUUGCCUCGGAUUGGAACUGGACAUGCUGGAUGUAUCCCAUGCGGUUGCUCGGCCUUUGGGUCGGUGCGUGAGGAUUGCGAACAAAUGACGGGUCGCUGCGUAUGCAAGUCUGGUAUUCAAGGACAGAAGUGUACCGUUUGCUCUAAUCAUGAACACACUCUCGGUCCUAAUGGCUGUUUUGAUCCGGAAUCGACGCAGCUGCCUGCAACAGAAUGCGACCACAUGACGUGCUAUUUCGGAGCAUACUGCGUUAUACGCAGUGGGCUCGCUACAUGCGAGUGUGGAGCUCCGGAGUGCACGGCUGCCGAAGCUCCUUCCGUCUGUGGCAGCGAUGGUCGGACCUACCUCUCAACCUGUCACCUGCGAGCACACGCGUGUCGGACACAGUCUGAUGUCGUAGUCCAAGCGUUUGGGCCUUGUGGAGAGGAAGCCCCGACCGUUAGGCGAGAGAAAAUACGUAUUACACACAUUAACUCGAGGGAGAACGAAGAGGAAAGCGGUUGUAAUAAAAACCUAUCUAAAAAUAUUCAUUUUGAAAAUGAAUCUGAAGAGGAGCAAUAUAUAACAAAUGAAGUAGAGGAAAAUUAUCCAAUUUAUGAAGAAUACAUCGAAGGCCCUGAAAGCGAAAUAUAUACAGCGCCAUUAUUCGACGGACUCGCUCGUAUGACGGCGAGGACGCGAUUGCCCGCUAAACGAUUCGAUAUUUGGGCCGAAGUGUCGGCUGUGUGUGGAAGGGGCGCUUUAAUAAGUGCCUCAGGUGUAAGAGAUUAUUUAUGGCUCGGGCUCGUAGAUAACAGAGCUGUUUUGCGGUGGGACGCGGGGAACGGACCUUUAGAAUUACAUUCAGGGAAAGUCAAGGUCGACGUCAAAUCUAAAAUAUCAGCAAGAAGGUACAAAAAAGAUGCAAUGUUAAAAUUGGGAUCAACGACUGCUAGAGGUUCCACGCAUGGCCGGAUGAGCUCACUUGAUGUGGAUCCUUAUAUUUAUGUCGGCCACCCACCCGGCAACAUUACGAAGUUAUCGGGAACUCACGCACUGCACGGGUUCGUGGGCUGUGUACAUCGCUUACGUGUGAGCGGUCGCGACGUUAUCCCCCCCUCAAGGGGACUGUCCGUCACCGCUCAAGGCCUCCGACCUUGCACUCCGUAUAAUCUCGCUCAGAUCGAGUGUCCUUGAAUUUACUGUACUUAACAGAACCGAUUUGAUUAGAAUGUAAUAAAUCUGAAAUUUACAAGAUAUUUUAAUAUUAUUUGAAAAUAAUUCUAAAUGUUAUAUGAUAUUUUAAAACAUAUAUGUAAUAUUGUACCAUGUUAAUGUAAUAAUUGUCGAGAUAGUCUGUUGAGAAAAUAAUAAAAGCCUUUAAUCGAUAAAAUGGUCUUCAAAAUUAAAGAUAUUUAUUUCUAAAUGUUAAGGUCCCCGGAGGCGAUCACUUGCAAUUGUUAGCUUUUACGUGAUUAGUAACCACUUCUGAUGCAUUACCAGAUAAUUAUAUUUUUUAUAUUUAUGGCCAAUAAAAAGCCUUAAUUUUUAUUAAUAGCAAAUGAGAAUCGUUUUUAAUAUCGAUGGCGUCACUAAACUUGACGGACGUCCGAAUACGAUCUCGACGUAGCUUUAGUCUAUGCGCCGUAGAUGUUCUAUGUUAUU
Molecule: messenger RNA, 3967 nt
Organism: Vanessa tameamea
Lineage: Eukaryota; Metazoa; Arthropoda; Insecta; Lepidoptera; Nymphalidae
Product: agrin-like
Exons: 16
Coding region: 236-3499 (1087 amino acids)
Biological process (GO): multicellular organism development; cell differentiation
Molecular function (GO): protein binding
Source: RefSeq, a predicted model, not a curated record